AUGGAAGUCUCCAACAAUCAGAACGGCGCCUCUUCCGGCAGGGAUGGCCUGAGCAGUCUGUCAGACUGCCUCCUCCACACUAUCCUGUCGCACCUCAAGGCCCUACAGGUCGUGCGGACAUGUCUGCUCUCGCGGAGGUGGAGCCAAGGGUCCAGCCCUUUUGAUGAACUGCGCGACCAUGAGAUCGAGGAGGUGUUGUUCGGCAAGCGCGAGGACAUCGUCGACAACCUCCUGCUACAUCAUAGCACCAGGUUGCUGCACACCCUGAGGCUGCGCAUCCACAUCGAUGACCAGACGGCCCCCUGCGUGCGUAGGUGGAUUCGACGUGCCCUCAGCUGCGCCCCCGCGGUGCUCGUCAUUCACUAUGGCACAUCUAUCAUGUUACCUCCUCGUUCUUCCGGCACGCGAUGCCUCACGAAGCUAUGUCUUGAUCAGGUAAGUCUCCACGGUGGUUUCGAGGAGCAGAUCACCACCGGGCUCCCCGUCCUGGAAGACUUGAGGAUCAAGAACUCUUGA
This is a messenger RNA of Lolium perenne, 516 nucleotides long. Its product is annotated as MEIOTIC F-BOX protein MOF-like. The record is from RefSeq and is a predicted model, not a curated record. Gene Ontology annotation, molecular function: protein binding. Lineage: Eukaryota; Viridiplantae; Streptophyta; Magnoliopsida; Poales; Poaceae.